This is a messenger RNA of Cydia splendana, 2483 nucleotides long. RefSeq lists its product as uncharacterized. The record is from RefSeq and is a predicted model, not a curated record. Bases 23 to 2419 code for a protein of 798 amino acids. Gene Ontology annotation, cellular component: cytoplasm; nucleus. The transcript is spliced from 18 exons. NCBI's taxonomy places the organism in Eukaryota, Metazoa, Arthropoda, Insecta, Lepidoptera, Tortricidae. Gene Ontology annotation, molecular function: protein serine/threonine phosphatase activity; calcium ion binding.
UACAUUCAAACAAGUUAACAAAAUGUUCAAGCACUACAAAGAUUUGUGCGAUGUUGUUUCCUUAUUGGCAUACUGUUCUGCCGAAAGAUCGUACUUGCUGAACCGAGAGGCUAACGGUGAAUAUUGGCUACCUUCUUGCAAAACCGAGAAAAACUGUUGGAAUAUGACAGCCCAGAAAAUUAAUGUAGAGAUAUUUGGCAGCGAAGCAAGCGCAUGCCAGCCGCUCCAGGUCAUAAAAACCUGGUUGCCAGACCACGAGAGUACGUGCGUGUACCACGCCGUCUACAAGGCCGCCGUCAAGUCUGAGCUCAAGAAACGGAUGAAGAUUAAGAAUGUCAGUGUAACCAAAACCCCUCAAUGGGUGAACUCAGUCGAGUUGGAUCGCCUACGUGCGCACUGCAGCCUUCGCAGCCCAGAGAUCGCCAUGUUGGCUGCCCUGGCUACUGGGGACCAUUGUAAGGACCAAGAAAUUCACGAGCUGAAGAGCAGUAUGUUGGUCGAGGUGUGCGAAGAAAACACGCUGAUUGGGCCGGACUGCGCCGGCAGCCUCGUUGGUGCCGCCCUGCAGCAAUGUCAGCUGCUUGCCGCUGCUAAAUACAAGAAAGAAGACCAGAUCCGCGUGUACCGUGAGUUCACGGAGAUGGUGUACCCCGCACAGUACAUGAGCCCGCAUCUGUUCAAGCAGCUCAUGCUGGAUGUUGGCUGGCAGUAUCCGCAGUGCCCGGGGCUGUUUAGAGCUGCAGACAUGACAAACCGGGGCGGGCUCUCGUUUCACGAUCUGCUGAUGUGGACAGCAGCUCUGGAGCCCGUUACGCAGCAUAGCGGCUUUACAGCGGAAAUCCGAUGCAAGUACAUUUUCAGAUACUUCGACAGCGAUCGGGACCAGAAGUUGGAAUACGCAGAGUUUAAAGAACUUGUUGCGGCGGCUCGCGCAGCACGGCAAGUCCCUAUUGACGCACUGAGCGUAGCUCGCGACGCCGACAAUGUUUACAGGCAGCUGAACUUACAGCCAAACUCCCAAUUGUCUAUGACGGACUACUUACGUGGUGUCAGCGAAGCCCGUCUCCGAGGGACCAGUGCCAUGCUGCGCGCCAAACGAGGCAUCGCCAACUACCUUGUCGAUCUUCACCCUCCACCUGCUCAAGUACCGCCACACUUGGCAAAAGCUGUGCAGACUCGUUCCUUCGGACAGCAGACAGUAGAAAGCGGUGUAUCCCGACGGGCUAAACUGAGCGCGAGUUCUUGUCGCCGCGCCGACUAUGCCGUGGCAGCUUACUCAGUGCGAGUGAGACGCCGCACCAACGAGAUGCUAGAACUUGCUUCCAUAGAAGAAGACGCGGUGACCCCCUCAACAGCGAAAAUUCUAGGUACCCUGUCGCUAGAGGUCCUGGGCCCAUCCACGGCACCUGUAGCCGCGCUCAAUGCUGUCAGAUACUUCGCCACCGCCAUUAGUAGCAAACGACUAUCAGUAGCCGGCAACCAAGCUACCUCGGCCAAGCAGGCGUGGACCUGGGCCAAUAAAACCGAAGAGGCUGAUUUGGGAAACUUGAUCAUCAAGCUCGCAGACGCAGUGGCUCCCAUCUGCGUCAAUGAGGCGAGAAUGCUGAGGGUACGAUCGCCUAUAUACGCUGUGGGUGAUCUCCACGGCAACUUAGCGGCGCUCCUAGCGAUGGAGACCGCUUUCUGGCCGAUGGGUCCAGCAUUGGCCCCGACCCACUUCCUCUUCCUAGGGGACUAUGUGGACCGAGGGCCGCACGGCUGCGAGCUGAUAGCGUAUCUGCUGGCGGCUAAGCUGCAGAGGCCGCAGUCAGUGCUAUUGAUCCGGGGGAAUCACGAGACGAGGGACAUACAGAAAAUGUUCACGUUUCAUGCUGAAUGCCUAACCAAGUAUGGUGAAGUAGAGGGCACGAGAGUGUGGUCGGCGAUCAACAACGUCUUUGACGCGCUGCCACUUGCUGCCGUCGUCGACGACAAGGUAUUCUGCUGCCACGGCGGCAUCCCCCCACCGUGGGUGUGCCCGCUAAUAUCAGCUAUCGAUAAGGUCCCCGUGCCACUACCGAAGCCCUCUGAGCAGAGCUCAAUAGCUUGGGAGCUUCUGUGGAACGACCCUGUCAAACCGCACAAGAUCACGGCUACGCAGGCGUUGGAGCUGGCCGCCAACGAGGGGUUCGCGGCGAACUCCAAGCGCGGCACCGGACACGUGUUCGACCAGAACGCGCUUGACCGAUUCCUGCUUGCGAAUCAGCUGUCGCACGUACUUCGAGCCCACGAGGUGCACCAGGCCGGGUUUAUGUGUCAGCUGCGCGGGCGACUGGUGUCGGUGUUUUCAUCUUCGCGCUACUGCGGCGGCACCAACGACUCCGGCGUGGCUUUACUGGACGACGGCAAGCUGAGGUUGUUGAGGAUCAAUGCAGACUAAGGGCCAGUUGUGGCAGUUGUACCAGCCACAACACGCAAUGAUCAACGCCACUCAGCAGUGAACU